AUGUCGAAUACAUCAUGUGCCAACUUGGUGAAAGUGUCGAAUACACCCUGUGUCAACUUGGUGAAAGUGUCGAAUACACCCUGUGUCAACUUGAAAAUAAUAAUACUAAAAAAAACUGCUACCAGGGAGGAAAGUACACCUCAUAUUGGUGCACCUGGUUCUGAUACUGCUACCAGGGAGGAAAGUACACCUCAUAUUGGUGCACCUGGUUCUGAUACUGCUACCAGGGAGGAAAGUACACCUCAUAUUGGUGCACCUGGUCCUGAUACUGCUACCAGGGAGGAAAGUACACCUCAUAUUGGUGCACCUGGUCCUGAUACUGCUACCAGGGAGGAAAGUACACCUCAUAUUGGUGCACCUGGUCCUGAUACUGCUACCAGGGAGGAAAGUACACCUCAUAUUGGUGCACCUGGUCCUGAUACUGCUACCAGGGAGGAAAGUACACCUCAUAUUGGUGCACCUGGUCCUGAUGCUGCUACCAGGGAGGAAAGUACACCUCAUAUUGGUGCACCUGGUUCUGAUACUGCUACCAGGGAGGAAAGUACACCUCAUAUUGGUGCACCUGGUUCUGAUACUGCUACCAGGGAGGAAAGUACACCUCAUAUUGGUGCACCUGGUCCUGAUACUGCUACCAGGGAGGAAAGCACACCUCAUAUUGGUGCACCUGGUUCUGAUGCUGCUACCACGGAGGAAAGUACACCUCAUAUUGGUGCACCUGGUCCUGAUACUGCUACCAGGGAGGAAAGUACACCUCAUAUUGGUGCACCUGGUCCUGAUACUGCUACCAGGGAGGAAAGUACACCUCAUAUUGGUGCACCUGGUCCUGAUGCUGCUACCAGGGAGGAAAGUACACCUCAUAUUGGUGCACCUGGUUCUGAUGCUGCUACCAGGGAGGAAAGUACACCUCAUAUUGGUGCACCUGGUCCUGAUGCUGCUACCAGGGAGGAAAGUACACCUCAUAUUGGUGCACCUGGUUCUGAUGCUGCUACCACGGAGGAAAGUACACCUCAUAUUGGUGCACCUGGUCCUGAUACUGCUACCAGGGAGGAAAGUACACCUCAUAUUGGUGCACCUGGUCCUGAUACUGCUACCAGGGAGGAAAGUACACCUCAUAUUGGUGCACCUGGUUCUGAUACUGCUACCAGGGAGGAAAGUACACCUCAUAUUGGUGCACCUGGUCCUGAUGCUGCUACCAGGGAGGAAAGUACACCUCAUAUUGGUGCACCUGGUUCUGAUACUGCUACCAGGGAGGAAAGUACACCUCAUAUUGGUGCACCUGGUCCUGAUGCUGCUACCACGGAGGAAAGUACACCUCAUAUUGGUGCACCUGGUUCUGAUGCUGCUACCACGGAGGAAAGUACACCUCAUAUUGGUGCACCUGGUUCUGAUGCUGCUACCAGGGAGGAAAGUACACCUCAUAUUGGUGCACCUGGUUCUGAUGCUGCUACCACGGAGGAAAGUACACCUCAUAUUGGUGCACCUGGUUCUGAUGCUGCUACCACGGAGGAAAGUACACCUCAUAUUGGUGCACCUGGUUCUGAUGCUGCUACCACGGAGGAAAGUACACCUCAUAUUGGUGCACCUGGUUCUGAUGCUGCUACCAGGGAGGAAAGUACACCUCAUAUUGGUGCACCUGGUUCUGAUGCUGCUACCACGGAGGAAAGUACACCUCAUAUUGGUGCACCUGGUUCUGAUGCUGCUACCAGGGAGGAAAGUACUCCCUCAUAUUGGUGCACCUGGUCCUGA
Messenger RNA from Procambarus clarkii (red swamp crayfish), 1746 nucleotides. The record is from RefSeq and is a predicted model, not a curated record. Lineage: Eukaryota; Metazoa; Arthropoda; Malacostraca; Decapoda; Cambaridae.